Capsicum annuum is the source of this 1376-nucleotide messenger RNA. RefSeq names its product putative WEB family protein At1g65010, chloroplastic. The transcript is spliced from 4 exons. NCBI's taxonomy places the organism in Eukaryota, Viridiplantae, Streptophyta, Magnoliopsida, Solanales, Solanaceae. The record is from RefSeq and is a predicted model, not a curated record.
AUGAUGAAGAACAACUUCUUUUUUUUUCGAUCAUCAACCAAUGAUGCAAACAAGACCCCUUCACCACUAUUAAAGUCCAAGGAAGUUUCUUCUUGGAGGAGUGUUUCAUUGUCAUCUGGAUCCUUCUAUGAAAGUGGGUCAGGAAAAAAGAAUUUCAUGGAUUUGAGCAAAUCUCCCCAUGGUCACAGUAAGAAAGUUCAUCCUAAGAAAUCUGGUCGCGAUUCAAGUCGAGACCUUAGCGUUCCAGUGUUGAUUCGGACUAUUAGAAUAUUGAAAAAGGAGAAGGUAUAAAUGGCUUCUGAAGUUUGAAGCAUGCUACGGAAUCAAGUUGCUAAAAGGGCUUCUGCUAAGGAAGAAGCCAGCAUUUUACAGGCAGAACUAGAUUCACGGAUACGAAGAUUGGAGAAAGAAAAGAAUAAGUUACAAUCAGUACUAGAAAUCGAGUUGGAUAGAAGAUCCAGCGAUUGGUAUCUAAAACUUGACAAAUACAAAAUUGAACAACAUAGACUCCGUGAAAGGGCGAGGGAGCUUGCAGAACAGAAUGUCUCUCUACAAAGGGAAGUCUCUUCAUUUAAUGAGAAGGAAGUAGAUAAUAGAAUCAAGAUGUCAUUUUUGGAGAAACACCUUGAAGAUUUGUCUAAGAGAAUAGAGCAAGUGCCAGAGGAGAAUCAAAAUCUAAGUCAUGGUUUACGGUUGCUUCUGGCAGGUGCUAAAAAGGAUGAAAAUAUCAACCAGCUCACAAUUGAUUUGCAAGAAUGCAUGAAGGAACUUGUAGUUGUGAAGGGGAUACUACCAAAAGUGUUUCAGGAGAGGGAUUUCAUGUGGGAGGAAGUUAAGAGCUACAGUGAGAUGAAUAUGCUGUUGAAUUAUGAGAUCAACAUGUUGAAUAAGAAGGUAGAUAUCCUCGACGAAGACAUUCUUAUGAAAGAGGGUCAAAUCACAAUCUUGAAAGACUGGAUAGGCAAACCUUUCAACCUUCUUGCAAGUCCUGAUUCUUUGUUGGAGUGAUGGAUGCUAAAUGGCCAAACUACAAUUCAUAUUUUUUUCAUUGACUAUAGUGCUCAUACUUCUCGUAUACUUACAGGUUUUACUCGUAUUCUUUCCCCCUUUGAUACUUGUUAUAGAAAGUUUGCUUCUUUCUUUUGCAACCUUUUUGAAUCUCCAAUUGUAAACAUUUCUUUUACUUGCUGGUGAUCAAGACAAUGAACUUCUUUUGCUUCAUUUGGUUUUUGCAUCAAAAUUCAACUUGUGGUGCUGCUGAAAAUGUUGGAACUGCUGCAAAACCUAAUGGCGUAAUGCAUGAACCUGUACGUGCUGAUAGACCCAAAGCAUUCAGUAACAACAGCUCAUCUGUUCUCUCUUGCAUACAAACAGCA